This is a messenger RNA of Didymodactylos carnosus, 3260 nucleotides long. NCBI's taxonomy places the organism in Eukaryota, Metazoa, Rotifera, Eurotatoria, Philodinida, Philodinidae. The record is from the annotation of a GenBank genome assembly.
CCUAUAUUUGUACAGUGUAUCUAUAGUAUUAUCCAUUCCAGAAGUCAAGACACUCGGUUGCUUUUUGAAUAACUUUUGAUACGAACAAGAUGAAGACCUGCGGUUUUCGCCAUUCGAAAGAGGAGACUUGGAUGCAUGUUUUCAUAUUCAGGUGACAAAUAUUGCCUCAUUAAAAUGUUUUCUCGUUUUUCUAUCAAACUGACUCUAUGUUGUUGUUCUUUUUCUACAGGUGCCUAUCUAGAGAUGGGCCGUAAUAUGUAAGCUUUGAAAGAACGAAACGAAAGAUUAUUUGUUAUUCACUAUAGCAAACUAUGUUUCAUUUAUACACAAGUAAAGAAUAUUCGAAUAAUGAGUAUAUGAAUACACAUCAGAAAAACAAUGAGAAAAGAGCUCAAACUUACGUAACAAACGUAACAGUAACGUCUCUUAUAUAUAUUGAACGAAGAAACGUAAGAGCCAAUGAGAAGGGAAGAACUUAAGACAAUAAAAUUGAAUAUAACAAGUGAGGCUGUUUUGAGUUCUGAUUCACAGUUAUUUACAAAUUACAUAAAGGAGCUUUAUUAAAGGGAAUGUAUGUACAGGAGAAUUAUUCAAAUCCAGUUCAUAUUUUUAUUUGUUAGACUUAUAUGGAAAUGCCACAUAACAUAUCCCGUAUGAGGACAUUUUUUCGUCUCAGAGUUCCGAUACAAAAAAAAGAGAACAGAAAGCUAUGCAUAUGCGAAAAGAGAUAUCUCCUUAUUUGCUGGUUCUCUAUACAGUUUGUCUUUUCCGAAUAAGAACAAACGGAACUGAAUAGUCUCUAUUAUUCGUAUAAUAAAGAAAUGAAAAGAACGAAAAUGAGAAAAUCCAUCCUUCUGUCGCUUUGUAUACUUCACAUUAAACGCAUUCGUUCUAUUCAAACAGCCCAUCUCUAUACCUAUCGAUAUUUUUAUCUAUCAUAAUAACAACGCUUUAAGCGAACACAAAAAACAUACAAAAAAAAUGACUACCGAUAACAUCCAGUCAAUUGCACAACUUUAAUCGUUGUACAGAAUAUAGACACAAAACAGUGGAUUUAGUUUUGCAGUUUACUGCAAAGUUAUGUUCAGAUGUUCAAAUCUCGCACAAAAUUAAUUUGUGUUUUUCGAUUGUUUUAGUUUAGAAUACUAUAAUAGAAUAUUAUUCCACUUGUAUUUUGACAGAAUAAAGCUUUAUAUUUCCAAUAGACUACAUGUGUAUGACUCAAAACAAAAUCAUGUCGUUGCAGUAUGGAUGACUCAUUUAACUCUACUUCCCUUAUAUUCUUCAUUAUUCGCAGGUGAAUUAAAAGGUAAUGUUUUUUUGAAAUACAAAAUCGAAUACCAUAACAUUAUUGUAAUUAUUAAAAAUAAGCAAAAUGUCAUCGUUGCUUUGUUGUCUUCUGUACUGUAUUAGCUUUUCAUACAGUUUCUUUCUGUGAUUUCUGAGAUAAAUGAUUUAACUAUUGUUAAAUAGAAUAUAACAACCUAAAAUUUUGACAUUAUUAAUGGGUAAUAGAAACGCAGGUAAACAUCAAAAGUAGUCACUCUUAUUACAAAGGUCCUGUUUUUUUAUAGAUCUAGCCUACUGGAUCUUUUUCUUUUUAUUAAUUGCAUUAUAAUACUUUGCAAUAUGUUAGUAUUUUUAUUACGUUACAAUCCAAUGAAUUUCGAUGUUUUAUUACGUAUUAGCGUAAAAAUACCCACAAAGUGUUAUUACAAACACUUUGCACAAGAUUAAAUCUCGCAUAUCUCAGAUAAAAUGCAAUCUUUAUCGAAGAAAGACAAAAGAGAUCGAUCCCUUAGAUUAGGAAUCAUUUUGAUAAAAAGAAUCAAUGCUCUCCUUAUCAGAAGAAAGCUUACACAUUAAAUAUCUCGUGAGCUUUUCAAUUUUGUUUUCUUAUAUCUCCGCUAAGAUUCAACUUUUCUUCCCUCAAAAUCUUUUAGUUGACAAUGUCCUGUGAUACCAUUCGCUAGCUCUCAAGAAUAAAAAUCGAAUUAUGUACAUUGAAUAGUAUUAUUACGUAGUAAUUGGCUUGUGAAGCUGAAGAAUGCUCAAUAAUACACUUUGUCAGAAGUUUCCAUGGACGAAACUAUAAUUCGUAAUAAAACGUGUGUAAUCGGCAUUAGAAAGGUGUCAUUGAGUGUGUAUACAUUGAUGUAUUAUAAUUGUUUAUUAUCAUUUUUUCAAGGGCGCUUUAUCUGUCUUCAUCGCACAAUGGAUUCGGAGAUUUUUAUUCCUUUCUUAGUGAAAACUCGUUUCCUAAGAAAAAUGAAACUGACAGUCGAGACAAUUAGCUUUUUAUCAUUAUCUAGGCUACAAGAAUUUGCUAAUAUAGCGGAAAAAGUUCACUUGAAAGUUGAUUUUUUUACUUUUUGGGUAUCGUUUCGCACGGAAAAAAACCACUCAAAUAUCUCAAUAAACGAAAAAGUAGGGAGAAUGAUAGAAAAACGUAAACAUAUCAGCUAGAUGUUCAGAUGAAUUUCUUAUAAGAUCUUAUGAAUUCUUCUAUUAUCUUAUGACUUUCAGUAAGUUCUUAUCACAAGGUUUUCUCAGAUUUUGUAUUACGUCGGGUUUCAUUUUCUUAUCUCAUUUCAAUUUGGUAGGAAAAUAUAAUACAUUGUAAUCUAUUAGAUAUCAACUGAUUACAAUAUGAUAGGCAUUAUCACAUUUUAACGAAUAAGUCACUAAUGAGUUAUGACCGAUUUGGAGAUCAAAUAUAAUUUUUGUAGGAGAUGUUUAACGCAUCAUAGCUCACGUCAAUACAAAAAUUAGAUUUGAUUAUUUUUCAUUAGUUUUUAAUGAUUUACAAUGCCGCAGACUACAUGUAUCCGUUUUAAAACGGAUAUGAGAAUAAAAGUAUAUACGAGAAAAAAAGUUCCCAUGGGAAGAAGUUCAUUCGUCGUCCGCGAAAGUGAAAUGAUGUUUUUUGUUUUAGUUAUGAUAUUUCCUUAUUUCAUUUAGAUUUCACUGAAGAUACUCCCCCUCGUCCUCCUUCACAAGGUGGUACGUUUGUCACACAUGUCUAUCGAGAAAUAAAUCUCGACAAUAGAAUUAUACCAAUUGAUAAUAUUCAAUAUCGUUUCAAACACGAACUGGGCAAAGGCGCGUAUGGGUCGGUUCAUUCAGCUGUUGCUUUACCAUCUGGUCGAAAAGUGGCUGUUAAGGUUGUUAGUUUAGCAGCAGAUCCUAGCGUAUUAUCGGCAUUAGCCGAAUCAUAUUUAAACGAAGUCGCAAUGUCUAAGCGAGAACAACGACGAUGA